Molecule: messenger RNA, 1314 nt
Organism: Ostrea edulis (European flat oyster)
Lineage: Eukaryota; Metazoa; Mollusca; Bivalvia; Ostreida; Ostreidae
Product: tripartite motif-containing protein 45-like
Exons: 1
Coding region: 575-1192 (205 amino acids)
Molecular function (GO): zinc ion binding
Source: RefSeq, a predicted model, not a curated record
CAGUACAUAUCCAAAUUAACAUACGGUGCCGGUUAUUUAAAUCACGUGACUAAACAGCAAUCGGAAAUUCGUUCCCUGACGACUGGAGAGGGCGAUAUUUAACUUAUAAUCAAGGAGCCAUGUUGGAUUUACAGGUGAGGUAAAAUUAUAAACACAUUACAGUGUCACCCAUAAAAAUGUACGUGUGCCCAUGAAACAUGACCAAGACGCUGAAACAAGGUUUCCGAUAUUUUCACACGCGAAGUUAGUUAUUUUCACGUAUAGCAAAAAGGUGCCCCCUCACCAACGAUUGAAGCGAGCCUCUGGUUGUCAUCCCCCGUUCUUUUUGUGAAAACAUGCAUUUCAAAGUAUAUGAUCCUACAUUAUAUUAUGCAGUAAUUACAUGAACUAUCCCAGAUCCAAACAACGAGAUCGAGUAAGCGAAUCGGAUUCAGCAUUUGUAAAGCUUGCAAAGAUGAUAAUAAUUCACAUGCAAAGUUUAUAUUCAAUGUGCGACAUUUGAAAAUGAUGCCGAAAUCCUAAUGAUCUUCUUUUACUAACAGUGUGAACCAUUCAUGUGACCUAGACACAAGAAAUGCUACAUCCCCGGCGCAGUGCUCAGGAAGUCCUGCUGUGCGACGUCUGUGAUACUGUACCCCUACAGAGUCACUGUGAACUUUGUAAUAUCAGUCUAUGUACUAAUUGUGUUGGUAAACACCUCUCGGAUUUCUCUAAAAGACACAAUGUCAUACCCUUUUUACAAAGAAAUUCUGCUACUAAUAAUCCAAAAUGUCCAACGCAUGCCGACAAACACUGCGAACUUUUCUGUGAGAAAUGUGACAUUCCUGUCUGUUCUACCUGCGUCUCCUCUGGUAAACACAAAGGUCACGAUUUAUCAGAAGUUCUGAAAGAAAAGCAAUCUAAAAUACAAAGGAUAGAAAUAGAUUUGGAAGAACUCAAGACCAGAAUAUAUCCCCGAUAUGAAGAGAUUGUCUCCGUUCUCCAAACUGAGAAAGAACAGUUAAAAACGAAUUACGGGAAACUGACAACAGCUGCCGACCAAAAAGGUGAUGUCUGGCACCGAAAGAUCACCGAAGUUGAGGAGAUGGAAAAAAAACACCUGGCUGUUCUAGAAAACCAAUCAGAUGAAAUCAAACACAGGAUUACAGAACUAAGACAAAUAAUACCUGAGGAAAAUACUGGACUCCAAUGACGUCUCCCUAACCUCUACUUACAAAUCUAGGAAUGGAGAACCUCCUAAAGUCAAAGUUACAUUACCAAGCUUCUAUUCUCCAACAGUAAAUACAGAACAGCUCCAUCAAUUGUUCGGUUCUU